Messenger RNA from Rhagoletis zephyria (snowberry fruit fly), 1116 nucleotides. Lineage: Eukaryota; Metazoa; Arthropoda; Insecta; Diptera; Tephritidae. The record is from RefSeq and is a predicted model, not a curated record.
AUGAUCCAUCCCGAGAACUUGUUUAAUUUUAUUGUUAAAGUACAAAACCUCCUUUUUCGCGAGUUCUCCAACGUCAUAGUGUCGCCGUUCUCUUUAGAAGCGCUUUUUCUCGGAAUUCUCUCUGGCGCUGAAGGCGCCUGCAACAAGGAGCUCGCCAACUGCCUUUUCGGCCAAGAUGUUGACUCCAAUGACAUUUCUGAAAUGAUGAACGCUUUUAAAGCCCUCAUUAAUCAAAUUGGCGCUAUUCAGAAUGCUGACUUUAAAAUGAACAACUUUAUCUACAUUUCCGACAAGUUUCAAGUUCGUCCAACAUACUGCUCCUACGUUUCAAAGUACCUGAACAUUUUGAUUAAACAACUUAACUUUGAAGACGAAUCUCUUGAAGCGUACGCUCGUAUUGACGCCGACGUUCGAACUGCCUCUUUGGGGCGAAUCAACAAGAUUCUCAAGUGUCUGCCAACGGUGUCACGCUUAAUGCUGGUCAGCCAAGUUAGCUUUCAGAGCGAGUUGAAGUACAAACCGUUGAAGCAAUACGAUGGCCACUUUAAGGCCACCAAUCAGGAUGAUGCUAGCACUCAAUUCACUGUGCUGCGCAACAGCUUCAAGCUGAAUGAAAAGAAUCCUGAUUUUGUGUACAUCGAGUUGCCCUAUGUGAAUGAAGGAAUGAAUUUGUGCAUCGUUUUGCCCGCUGAAGGAAAAUCUUUGCGAGAGUUGGCUAGCAGCCUAAAGUACGACAAGGCAAUGCAGCUGAGUGCUUCAAGUGUUUUCAGCCAAGUUGAAGUUCACCUUCCAAUUCUAAAGGUUCAAUCAAAUGUUGACUUGGCAAUGGUUUUGCAGCUGUGUGGCAUUUCAAAGGUUUUUGAAAGUGAAAACUCGGAUUUUUCUAAAAUGGUCAACGACUCAAAAGGACUGUUUCUCGAAUCAGUUGUCACCAAUUCUGAGUUGAUCUUGCAAGACACUCCCAAAGUUGGCACACAGACAGAAGACUUAGCUCCUUCUGAGCCCCUCUCUACGGUGAUCAUCAUCAACCGUCCCUUUAUGUACUCUGUGACUUACAGCGCCAAAAGCCUGCAAACCAUCACUCUCUUCACCGGGGUGGUCAACAUUAUCGAAUAG